Messenger RNA from Dipodomys spectabilis (banner-tailed kangaroo rat), 704 nucleotides. It is a transcript of the gene Fxn, whose product is annotated as frataxin. Bases 27 to 662 code for a protein of 211 amino acids. The transcript has 5 exons. Gene Ontology annotation, molecular function: ferroxidase activity; iron chaperone activity; ferric iron binding. Gene Ontology annotation, cellular component: mitochondrion. The record is from RefSeq and is a predicted model, not a curated record. NCBI's taxonomy places the organism in Eukaryota, Metazoa, Chordata, Mammalia, Rodentia, Heteromyidae. Gene Ontology annotation, biological process: iron incorporation into metallo-sulfur cluster; intracellular iron ion homeostasis.
CGGAGCGGCCACACACCCGGAGCAGCAUGUGGACGCUCGGGCGGCGCGCGGCCGCCAGCCUGCUUCCCCACGCGGGCCUCGCGGGCCCAGCCCGGGCCUGCUCGGGGUCCCGGCGCCGCAGGAAGGGCUGGCCAGCCGGCAGCCGCCGGGAUCUGCACGCUGGGCCCGCCGCGGCCCGCGAGCCCCGCCGCAACGGUUUGAACCUCUACUACCUCAACCACAUUCUGAAUGUCCCAAAGCAGAGUGUCUGCUGGAUUCAUUGGAGGAGCUCUGGAACUUUAGGUAACUCCAGCUCCCUAGAUGAGACCACCUAUGAAAGACUCGCAGAGGAGACGCUGGACUCUUUGGCCGAAUUUUUUGAGGACCUCGCAGAUAAGCCUUACACAUCGAAGGACUAUGAUGUCUCCUUUGGGAGUGGUGUGCUAACAGUCAAGCUGGGCGGAGCUCUAGGAACCUACGUGAUCAACAAGCAGACCCCAAACAAGCAGAUCUGGCUGUCUUCUCCCUCCAGCGGACCCAAGCGCUACGACUGGACGGGGAAGCACUGGGUCUAUUCCCACGACGGGAUGACCCUCCACGAGCUGCUGGCCCAGGAGCUGACCGAGGCCUUCAAAACCAAACUGGAUUUAUCUUCCUUGGCCUAUUCUGGAAAAGGCACUUGAUGGCCUGCCCUGCCUUAAAGACAUUAAAAGCUGUCACGCCAA